GCUAUUCACUGUGUCUCAAAUACAGUUUAUGAGAUCGAGAAGUGAAUCGCAGCUCGUCUUUUUGAAGUGCAACAGAAAUGGAUGGAGGAAAGCGCCACAGAAGCAACUGCACUAAGCAGGAUCAAACGGCUCAAGCAACGAUGUUGAAAAACGGGAAAUAUAACCGCGAGAGCAGCCCAGAGAGAGUGACUUUAAAAAAAGAAAUCGGACUUGUUAGCGCUUGUGCUAUCAUUAUAGGUAAUAUUAUCGGUUCUGGAAUUUUCAUCUCCCCCAAGGGAGUGUUGGAGCACUCUGGCUCGGUGGGCCUGGCUCUGGUUAUCUGGGUGCUGGGAGGAGGCAUCACAGUUCUCGGAUCACUGUGCUAUGCAGAGCUCGGAGUAACUAUUCCUAAAUCAGGCGGGGACUACUCCUAUGUGACUGAAAUAUUUGGCGGCUUAGUUGGGUUUCUGCUGUUAUGGAGUGCUGUUCUGAUAAUGUACCCCACCAGUCUUGCUGUGAUAUCGCUGACAUUCUCCAGCUACGUCCUACAACCAGUGUUCCCAGACUGUAUUGCUCCAUACAACGCCUCUCGAAUCCUUUCAACAGUGUGUGUCUUGUUUUUGACCUGGGUGAAUUGCUCAAGUGUCCGGUGGGCAACCAGGAUUCAGGAUGUGUUCACAGCAGGAAAACUCCUGGCUCUCGGCCUUAUCAUCACUGUGGGACUGGUGCAAAUCUGCAAAGGGAACUACAAAUGGCUUGAACCUCAGGCUGCUUUUGAUUUCUGGAAGACCCCCUCUGUGGGGGAGAUAGCGCUGGCUUUCCUUCAGGGCUCCUUUGCGUUCAGCGGCUGGAACUUCUUGAAUUACGUGACGGAGGAACUCGUGGAUCCACGUCGGAAUCUGCCUCGUGCCAUAUUCAUAUCCAUCCCAUUGGUGACCUUUGUGUACACAUUCACCAAUAUUGCCUAUUUCACUGCCAUGUCACCUGAAGAGCUGCUGUCAUCAAACGCUGUCGCUGUCACCUUUGGUCAGAAACUCCUGGGAGCGAUGUCCUGGAUAAUGCCGAUCUCAGUGGCCCUGUCCACUUUCGGAGGGAUUAACGGAUAUCUUUUCACCUCUUCCAGAUUGUGUUUCUCUGGAGCCCGCGAGGGUCACAUGCCCAGCUUGCUCGCAAUGAUCCACUUCAAAAACUGCACUCCUAUUCCUGCGCUCCUGGUUUGUUGUACUGCUACCAUUGUCAUCAUGUUUAUCGGAGAGACGUACACACUGAUCAAUUACCUGUCCUUUAUUAACUACCUCUGCUAUGGAGUGACUAUCACAGGGCUGCUUGUUCUGCGCUGGAGGAAGCCCAAUCUUUUCAGGCCUAUCAAGGUGAAUCUUCUCAUUCCGGUAACCUACCUUAUAUUCUGGGCCUUCCUGCUGAUCUUCAGCCUGUACUCGGAGCCCGUUGUCUGCGGCAUCGGCCUGGUCAUAAUAUUAACUGGAGUGCCUGUCUACUUCCUGGGAGUGUACUGGAAAAACAAACCAAAGUGUUUAGACAAUUUUAUAGAAUCUAUUACCUAUUCGGGACAGAAACUGUGUUACGUCGUCUAUCCUCAACAUGUGGAAGCAGAAGAAGAGACGCCGCUGGACUGCUCACAAAAAUCAGAAGCAUGAACUUUCUCUUUCAGGACACCCUUGAAAAACAAAUGACCUUGUUUACAGUGACAAAUGUAGAAUGUUUAAAAACUAUCCUUGUUUUCAUAUGCAACAACAAAUGUACUUCUUCCACUUAUUAUAGAACCGGUUCUGCAAAACAAGCCCGCAAAACCAAGGAGAUUCCCCCCCCCCUCCCUCCUCCUUCUUUAGUGCCGUGCCAUUCCUUCUCAAGGUCUCAGGUUCUAGGAUGUUUAAAACAUUUUGUAUUACUUUUUCAGCCUUUUUUUGUUCCCCGAGGUCAAUUGCAUCAUCAACGUGAUUCUGGUUUAAAAGGAUAUGCAGCCUGUCUAGUGGCAAAGGGCCUCAAUGAUUGGCUCCUAACUGUGUCCACCAGUAGGGGGCUUUAGCUGGUUGGUUACUAAACAGUAAAUGUGAUGAAGCACUAUAGGGUUAUAGAUCGACGAGCAUCUAUGGAUGAGGGAAUAUCAGUGCUAGAAGCCAGAAAGCUUUUAAAACCUUUUUGUGUGUGUGUGUGUGUUUUGACGAGUGUUGAUAUAACCUAUAUGUUUGCAGUCCUAUAACUUUCAUACAGAUUUAUUGUUAAGUUUAACAAUCCAGCUACUAUACGGUUAAAAAUCAAUAAGGUAUGGUUCAUGUCAAGAAUGGGUUUUCUUUGUGAUCUGUCAUGGCGUACAACAGAAACGUGCGCUCUGAUUUGCUGAAAUCUUCUCUUUACACAUAGGUGCUCAGCAGGGGCUGUUGGUGAGCUACUGGCCUCUGGAGGACAAAGGCCAAAAUGCAGUUGUUUGCUCAAGCUCACCAGGCACCUGGCCAGUAGGGCCGCUGUAGCAUGGUGAGGUGACUUGGUCCCAGCUGAGUUUUCAUCCUCAACCCAGGGGAGCGCCAGAGCUCCAUGUGGGAUCACCAGCGAAUAACAACAACUUGGCACAGCCAGGACUGAAACCUGUGCUCCCUAAUCUGCUUGAUUCCCCCUGCGCACCUCUCAGCUGUGCCUUUACCAGUUGAGCAUCUCUGGGAUCCUACAUCCUUUUUCUGUUUAAACCCCAGAAAGCGAGACCUACAUAAGUGAUGGCAGUGCACUGAAGGAAAAAUAAUGGAAUUAUUUUAGCUUUGGGAACUUUAAAUAGCUUGAUCAUUUUUAAGAACUGUGUUGUUUUGUUUUUAGGAGAUAUAGGCUUAUGCCAGUGGGGUUACAUUGCGAACUGGUUUUUCAGGAAUGUAUGUGAGGUUUUGAUAUUGUUUUUAUUGAAAAUAGUGGCAUGCAGAUUUUUUUUAAUGAACGUCAGUUGGUUAUUAUUGUAUUGUAUGUUGUAUUGUGCCUUAAAAGAAAAAAAGUUGUAUACAUCUAUGCAUCUUAUCCAUGUUGCCGCUAUACAAUACUAGCAUAAGCUGCCUUUCCCCAUACAACAAGCCUAAUGCAAUCAAUCCCUGUGUGUUGCAAACAAUUCAGCAUUUCAAGUGGUUGUUACAUUGGUUAUCCCUUUCCAUCUCAAUAUCUUAUUUGAGAUGUAUGUGGAUAAAUGAUUCCACUGUCGUUACCAGCGUCACUAGAGGAAAUCUAUAAACCUACAGAUGAACUAAAUCACUUUCAUACAGCACAGUUCAAAGUGGUCGCAGUUAUUAAAAUACUUUCACAAAU
Molecule: messenger RNA, 3276 nt
Organism: Acipenser ruthenus (sterlet)
Lineage: Eukaryota; Metazoa; Chordata; Actinopteri; Acipenseriformes; Acipenseridae
Product: asc-type amino acid transporter 1
Exons: 11
Coding region: 78-1634 (518 amino acids)
Biological process (GO): D-serine transmembrane transport; amino acid transmembrane transport; D-alanine transmembrane transport
Cellular component (GO): membrane
Molecular function (GO): L-amino acid transmembrane transporter activity; neutral L-amino acid transmembrane transporter activity
Source: RefSeq, a predicted model, not a curated record